AGUAGGUAUCUGCUUUGGAAAUUGAAUAUAAUGUUUAAUUAAAAAACGUGCAGUAAAAUAUGUCCCAUUUUUAGCAUCUGUCUUCUAUAUUAGCACACAACGAGAUGUGUUAUCCCAAACAAUCAAAACACUAACAACUAUUGACCAUUUGUAUGGGUGCAAUGUUUUGUCUGCCGCGUGCUUCCCACAGGCAGAGUUUUACUGAGAUGCUUGUAUUACAACCGACAUAUAUGCGUCACAAUACCAGUGCAGAUGAGUUUCGGCAUAUAGCGAAGCUGUCAGAAUUUGCGAGGAGCAAAUAAAAUCUAGAGCACAACACAAGUGGCCGUCGCGUCGAUUCCUUGCGUGCCAGGUACACUCCGAAAUUGAGGAAGAAAAAUCAAUCAUCGCUUUUCAGUUUUCCAAAUGUAGGAAGGAUGGACGUUCAAAAAACCGAUCAAGCGGACUUUAUAUAUUGCUGCUGACUGGUUUCUGUUCUCUUCGAUCUAUCUCGAACCACCUCUGCCUAUCUACCCACUCCAGUACUGCGGACAUCGGAUACAAAUAUUUUGUCUUUUGUGUGCUUUUGAUUUGCUGCGUGUCGUCUGCGGGAGGAAGACCCCUAUCUCUACGUAAUCGCCGAAGCAUUACCGUCCAGGCCCAAUAUAUUACUGCGGACGCACAUAGUCGCUGCAGGAGGCACCUCGUCAAAUUGUGAUAUCGUGUGUGGAAGAGUCGGUGGUUGAUUGAGAGUAUUAGCAUGGUCAUGUUCCGAAUCUCGCAAAGGCAAGUUGUCGCGUUCGUGGCCUGUUUAGUUGGCCUGGUUUACUUGCUGUGGCCUGGUAGAUUCGCCAGUCGUUAUGAGUACAUCGAGGGCGAGGAGAUUUACGAUCACCUGGUGCGAAAGACGACCAAGAAUGUGAGUCUGAUGCGGAAUGGAAUUAGGUGCGAUUACAGUGAUGUGCUUGAGGAAAAUGUGUACCUUUAUCGGAGGCCUUUCACCGAAGAGAUUAUCAACAACAAUGUUCGUCUGGGUGGCGAGUGGUACCCGGAGGAUUGUCUUCCCAGUUUCAGCACGGCAAUAAUUAUUCCUUACCGGCAGCGGGAGAAUCAGCUAAAUCAGUUCCUUAUCUAUAUGCACAAUUAUCUGCGACGGCAGAGGAUUCACUAUAGGAUAUUCGUGAUUGAGCAGUACGACCCAAAGCCGUUCAACAGGGCGAAAUUGUUCAAUAUUGGAUCGUUGAUAGCGAUGAAGUUGGACUACCCAUGUUUGGUGCUGCACGACGUUGACUUGAUGCCCCUACAGUUGGGCCAUGUGUAUGCGUGUUCUCAGCUGCCGCGGCAUAUGUGCUCGAGUCUGGAUGCGUUCCGGUACAAUUUACCGUAUCGAGGAUUGUUCGGUGGAGUGGUUGGCAUCCAAUCGCACCAGUUUAUGAAGGUAAACGGUAUGUCCAAUAUGUUCAGCGGAUGGGGCGGAGAGGACGAUGAUUUUUUUGCCCGAUUGAAGAACAAGGAAAUCGAUAUCUGCCGGUUCAGUCCGGAGUACAGUCGCUACACAAUGUUGAAGCAUCGCAAGGAGGCACCGAACAAGGAUCGGGUUGCGUUCCUGCGGAACGGCCAUCUGCGGUAUCACACUGAUGGGUUGAACUCGUUGGUGUACAAGGAGGUAGGCUUUAAGAUGCACAAUUUAUUCACGCACGUUUUGGUCGAGACGUAAGUGCAGGGGUACGGAGCUACUGUUAUCUGUGAGUUUGUUCGAAUGAUAAGGUUUUAAAUUGAGUGGUUGUUGCAUUGUCAAGUGGACACGUGUUACUCAUUAAGAGGUAACUAUUUAUUUAUUUACUUAUGUCGUGGCAAUAUAUCGAUGAGAGGCUAGUGUUCUGGUAUAAGGGGAAAUGGCAGGAAUAAUCGACAAAUUAUUGCGCUUCGAUGCACCUACGAGACCGCACCAACAUGUAACAUGUUUUAGCAAGGUGCAUAGUUAAUUCAGGAGUAAGCACAUAUUCCUCCAGUGAAGUUUAUUAGGCAAAAUAAUAUCGAAACAAUUGAUUUUGGAGAAUAUUUGUCGUGAAUACCGUAUUUAACACUAGUCUCAUUAGAGUGGCGAUUCCGUAGUGAGUAGUCUUUUGAAUAAUUUGUAUUCAUUCACAGAUAUUAAAAUCAGUAUUGCAGCUGUUUAGUUUUGUCUUAAGUAUGAAA
This is a messenger RNA of Armigeres subalbatus, 2178 nucleotides long. Its product is annotated as beta-1,4-galactosyltransferase 2. Gene Ontology annotation, molecular function: galactosyltransferase activity; N-acetyl-beta-glucosaminyl-derivative 4-beta-N-acetylgalactosaminyltransferase activity. Lineage: Eukaryota; Metazoa; Arthropoda; Insecta; Diptera; Culicidae. The transcript has 2 exons. Gene Ontology annotation, cellular component: Golgi apparatus. Gene Ontology annotation, biological process: carbohydrate metabolic process; glycosphingolipid biosynthetic process. Bases 740 to 1696 code for a protein of 318 amino acids. The record is from RefSeq and is a predicted model, not a curated record.